Molecule: messenger RNA, 1122 nt
Organism: Ogataea angusta
Lineage: Eukaryota; Fungi; Ascomycota; Pichiomycetes; Pichiales; Pichiaceae
Exons: 1
Coding region: 1-1122 (373 amino acids)
Cellular component (GO): cytoplasm
Molecular function (GO): cysteine synthase activity
Source: RefSeq, a predicted model, not a curated record
AUGAUCAGGAGAUGCUGUCCAAGAAAGUGGCACUCCACAAUACAAUUUAUAAGAGCUCGUUCUGACCGAAUUCACCGCAACUUGAUUAGUAAUAUGUGCUUUCCUAAGACCAGCCCGGAGUUCUUCGCCAAAGUCGGCAAAACACCGCUGGUGCUACUAAAAAGUAUUUCCAGGUCGAUCGGCAGAAACAUUUAUGUCAAGCUGGAAUAUCAUAACCCAACAGGCUCGGUCAAAGACCGUGCAGCUGUAAAGCUAUUGCAAGAUUCAAUUGAAAGAGGGUUGAAGCCAGGAGGCACGCUGGUGGAAGCCACUGCAGGCAACACUGGUAUAUCGCUGGCCGUGCUCAGUCGGUUAGCCGGUUACAAAUUAGUGUUAUUUGUUCCUGAGACGCUUAUACAAGCCAAAAUAGACAAGCUGACCGGACUGGGAGCGGAAGUUUUUAAGGCAGAGAACUAUCCUGAUAACCAUCCGAAGCAUAUGAACAGUCUGGCAGCCAUCUAUGCAAAGGAACACGAUAAUACCAUCCACGUCAAUCAAAUGAACAAUCUAGUCAAUCAACAGGCGCAUUACGAAACGACGGGGCCUGAGAUUUGGAAGCAGCUUGAAGGAUCCGUUGACGCUUUUGUGGCCGGGGCUGGAACAGGGGGAACGUUUUCAGGGGUUUCAAAGUAUUUGAAGGAAGUAUCUGACGGAAGAGUAAAAACCAUUAUUGCCGACAGACAGGGUUCAGGUUUGCACCACUAUAUCCAGACAAACGGUGAAUCGUUUGAUGCAGAGGGUGAAUCGUUUGUUGAGGGUAUUGGAAAACUGGGACUGGUCGAUAACAUCAAAGAUGUGCUUAAUCUGGCUAACGAUUCUUUGCAAAUCUCAGACAUCGAAGCUUUGAACACUAUAUACCGUCUGAUUGAUGAGGAGGAUCUGCGUGUGGGUGCCAGUGCAGGAGUUUACGUUGCGGCGGCCAUCAAGGUUGCAGAGUCUCUUCCUCCAGGAUCUAAUGUCGUUACGGUCAUCCCAGAUGCAGUGGACAUCUACGCCAAGAAGGUGUUCUCCAAGCAGUGGCUCGUUGAGCAAGAUCAUUGGGACAAGAUUCCUAGUGAAUACAAAAAAUAUGCUACUUUAUAG